CAGCUAAGCAGGCAUCGUUCCCGCUUGAGAUAUCUGGGAAUGCUUCUAGUGCCGUAUUCUUUGGCUCUUGUAGCUCCAUCAGUUAUCUACAGAGAUAUCUUCAGAACCAAAAGUCCUUCGCUAUACCGCGGAGCCUCCAACAAGCUAUGGAGUGGUCUGAUGGUGCUUUCGAGGAGCCGGUACCAACUGAUACCGUUCGCCCUUCCGUUUCUGUCGCAGUCAGUCUUUUUCGCCUAUAUGCACGUUCUGUGAACAUUUUCUUCCCAAUUCUGGAAGCUUCUGUGCUCGAUCGGAUGAUUUCUCAGUAUUCCGAAAAUAAUGGAGAAGGACUUGUUGGUCGCUCUCGUGAGCUUUUCUAUUUGAUACUUGCUGUCGCUACUCUCAUCUGUAAGCGAAAUGAACCGACGCUCGCGACGAAUGCGAACUCGCAUUUCCUCAAAGCAAUAUCGAUAAUGAGUACAGAUUGCGACCAUUCUUCUAUGUCGGAGAACAUUACACUAUUGCAGAGAACCCUUCUGAUAUGCGUUUAUCUUCUUCUUAGUCCCGAAUCUGGGGAUAUAUGGAGGCACCUAGGCUUUGCCAUCCGACAUUUCCUUGAUUUGUCUCAUGGCAGGUUGAGGGAGGAAGAUGAAUUAUAUCAGGUCUUUUGCAAAUUGAGCCGAACAAUUUACUGCUUAGAAAGCCAAGUAUCGAUUGCGUUUGGACGCCCAAGUCUGAUGAUUAUUGGCGAUGAACUUCGGCAGGUGAGUAAUACGAGCUACACUGGAAAACUUGACUGAUUGUACUGGCUUCAGGAGCUCACAAGGCCAGAAAUGGAA
Messenger RNA from Truncatella angustata, 818 nucleotides. RefSeq lists its product as uncharacterized. The record is from RefSeq and is a predicted model, not a curated record. Gene Ontology annotation, molecular function: zinc ion binding; sequence-specific DNA binding. Gene Ontology annotation, cellular component: nucleus. Lineage: Eukaryota; Fungi; Ascomycota; Sordariomycetes; Amphisphaeriales; Sporocadaceae. Bases 147 to 779 code for a protein of 210 amino acids. The transcript is spliced from 2 exons. Gene Ontology annotation, biological process: positive regulation of transcription by RNA polymerase II; DNA-templated transcription.